AUGGACGGCAUCUCUAGCGCAUCUGGUGUUUUCGCUGCCGUCUCCAUUGCUAUUCAACUAGGAGAAAGUAUCAAGAAAAUAGUGGAGUUGGGGAAGGCCAUCAAAGAUGCGCCAACUCAUAUUCGCGCCCUUUUUCAAGACCUGGAAGUAUUGGCUGCUGUUCUUUCUCAGAUCGAGCAGCUCAAUAAACAUGUUGCCUUUGAUAACGUCACCGAGAAAGCCCUGCAAAACUGCCAAAUUAAAAUCUUGAAGCUCCAGAACGCCAUCCACCAAGCACAACUAAAUGUCAAGUCAAAGAGUCGACUCCGGCGGAAAUGGGGCGCUUUCUCAUUCGCCCUGAACGAACAUGAGAUACAAUCUAUUCAAAUAUCCAUCGAGGAAGCCAAAUCAACUUUACAACUCGUUCAAAUAAAGUCUUUGACCUACGUCCUUACUCUUUAG
Hyaloscypha bicolor E is the source of this 441-nucleotide messenger RNA. RefSeq lists its product as uncharacterized. The record is from RefSeq and is a predicted model, not a curated record. Bases 1 to 441 code for a protein of 146 amino acids. NCBI's taxonomy places the organism in Eukaryota, Fungi, Ascomycota, Leotiomycetes, Helotiales, Hyaloscyphaceae. The transcript has a single exon.